Messenger RNA from Larimichthys crocea (large yellow croaker), 925 nucleotides. It is a transcript of the gene myl2b, whose product is annotated as myosin, light chain 2b, regulatory, cardiac, slow. NCBI's taxonomy places the organism in Eukaryota, Metazoa, Chordata, Actinopteri, Sciaenidae. The record is from RefSeq and is a predicted model, not a curated record. Bases 85 to 591 code for a protein of 168 amino acids. The transcript is spliced from 7 exons. Gene Ontology annotation, molecular function: calcium ion binding.
GGGGGGGUCAGUAUAUCUACCCCUUGAUUUAUUUGCACCUCCAUCAUAAAGCAGCCAGGACAGGCCUACUGCUAACACUGAAACAUGUCCCCCAAGAAAGCAAAGAAGAGGGCAGAUGGAGCCAGCUCCAAUGUGUUCUCCAUGUUUGAACAGGCCCAGAUCCAGGAGUUCAAAGAAGCUUUCACUAUCAUGGACCAAAACAGAGACGGUUUCAUCGACAAGAAUGACCUGAGAGACACCUUCGCAGCUUUAGGCCGUUUAAAUGUCAAACAAGAAGAGCUUGAUGACAUGUUGAAGGAGGCACCAGGACCGAUCAAUUUCACAGUCUUUCUUACCAUGUUUGGAGAGAAACUAAAAGGUGCUGACCCGGAGGAGACCAUCCUGAACGCGUUCAAAGUCUUUGAUCCUGAAGGAAAAGGAACGUUAAAGAAAGACUUUGUGACAGAGAUGUUGACGACCCAGGCAGACAGAUUCUCCCCUGAAGAGAUGGAACAGAUGUUUGCGGCAUUCCCACCAGAUGUAGCAGGAAACCUCGACUACAAGAAUUUGGUCUACGUCAUCACACAUGGUGAAGAGAAAGACCAAGAAUAGACUCAUAAUUCAGAUUGCCCUCUGGACAUUUAUGGGUCAUGUUUGUGCAGAGAUAUGUGUAUGAUCAAACAGACUGCAGCAGAAAUAUGAAGCUAAAAAUAACUUUAGCAAAUUUCAGCUUCAUUUUUUCAAAUUGUGUAAAUGUGUAUUAUUGUAUUAAUUAAGUUUUAAUCAAAUUAUUAUAGUAUGUAUAAAGGUAUGUCUAUGAUUACACCAUGUACAUAAUGGGUGAAAUAAAAAGUUUAUGUGACCAUGGAAAAGUUUUUAGUAUUACAUGCUACUUUAGAAAAACAUGCUGUGUUUUGCUGGAUGAAUAAAGUAAUGGAGGUCGACA